Molecule: messenger RNA, 10973 nt
Organism: Micropterus salmoides (largemouth bass)
Lineage: Eukaryota; Metazoa; Chordata; Actinopteri; Centrarchiformes; Centrarchidae
Gene: slc8a1b
Product: solute carrier family 8 member 1b
Exons: 11
Coding region: 605-3445 (946 amino acids)
Biological process (GO): cell communication; sodium ion transmembrane transport; calcium ion import across plasma membrane
Cellular component (GO): postsynapse; axon; sarcolemma
Molecular function (GO): calcium:sodium antiporter activity
Source: RefSeq, a predicted model, not a curated record
CAGAUCCUCAGUCAGUGUGUGAGGGAAGAGACGAAGUAGAGACCUGCUCACACGCAGACCCGCUCGCUCACGCACACUCCUUCUCACUCUCAUACUCUCAUUCUCCUCCUCUCUCUCUCCCUCGUGCUUGCAAGGAACGAGAGGGCGAACGGAAGGGAAGAAUGAGGAAGAAGUCCUCUGUGCUGCGCGCCUCGUCCCAACAAAUGCGGGUUUGCUGAUGAAGCGCCGCUCCGGUCAUCCGAUCAUACAGGUCGCACAAGUCGCGCUGCAUGGAAACGAGGAGUAGGGGCCACAACAGAAAACAACGGCAACAAAAACAACUGCCAGUGCAUUGGAAUCCGGACUCCUCUCCCCCUUUAUUUGUGCGUCUCGGUCGGUGGAUACGCCGUCUUGGCUGGCGUAUAAGAGCUCCCUGCGUCUUCAUUACCAUUCCCCACUACUGGCUUACCUCUGCUCCUCCUCGUCUUACUCCUUGUACUGCUACUAUUAUUAUUAGAACCAUAUUGCUGUUUUUACUACUGACUUUCUUCUCCGGAUUGUGGACAAUCUCUGGAUAAAAGAUCCUCAUUAAUCGUCAGCCUAGAGUACUGGUCUUGACAUCAACAUGGGCCGCUGGGGUCACUCCUCCCUCCUGUCCCCUGCCCUCAGGCUAGCAGUCGUCACAGCGAUUCUUCUCUUCGAGCUUCAUCCCUCAUUGGCCGGCGCUCCCCCCGAGCAGAGCUUGGGGAGCUCUGUUUCGGCAGUGUCCACAAAUAAAACUGAAUGCAGCAAGGCUGAGGCGUGUGCAAAGGGGGUGCUCUUACCUAUUUGGGAGCCCCAAAACCCGUCUUUUGGUGACAAGGUGGCCCGUGCAACAGUUUACUUUGUAGCUCUGGUCUACAUGUUCCUGGGUGUGUCAAUCAUCGCAGACCGUUUCAUGGCAUCAAUAGAGGUCAUCACGUCACAGGAAAAGGAGAUCACCAUCAAGAAACCCAAUGGGGAAACCACCACCACCACUGUUCGGAUCUGGAACGAGACUGUUUCCAAUCUCACCCUCAUGGCUCUGGGCUCUUCGGCUCCUGAGAUCCUGCUGUCCGUCAUAGAAGUCAUAGGUCAUGGGUUUCAGGCUGGCACACUGGGCCCCUCCACCAUUGUGGGCUCUGCAGCGUUCAACAUGUUUGUCAUCAUCGGACUAUGUGUGUACGUUGUGCCCGACGGCGAGACGAGGAAGGUCAAGCACCUCCGCGUCUUCUUCGUCACGGCCACCUGGAGUAUCUUCGCCUACAUUUGGCUCUACUUGAUCCUGUCCGUGAUCUCGCCUGGCGUUGUGCAGGUGUGGGAGGGGCUGCUCACGUUCCUCUUCUUCCCCAUCUGUGUGGUGUUCGCCUGGGUGGCCGACCGGCGCCUGCUGUUCUACAAGUAUGUGUACAAGCGUUACCGCACUGGCAAGCAGCGUGGCAUGAUCAUCGAGACGGAGGGAGACCGUCCACUUCCUUCCAAGGUGGACAUUGAGAUGGAUGGGAAGAUGCUGAACUCUCAUGGUGUUGACUUCCUGGAUGGUCCGCUGGGUAUGGAUAUAGAUGAGAAGGAUCUGGAUGAGGAGGAGACCCGGAGAGACAUGGCCAAGAUCCUGAAGGAGCUCAAACAGAAACACCCUGACAAGGAGGUGGAACAACUCAUUGAACUUGCCAACUACCAAGUGCUGAGCCAGCAGCAGAAGAGCCGUGCUUUCUAUCGAUGCCAGGCCACCCGGCUGAUGACAGGCGCUGGCAACAUCCUGAAGAAACACGCAGCCGAUCAGGCACGAAAGGCCGUCAGCAUGCACGAGGUGCGCUCUGAUGCUGGUGAAAACGACCCCAUCUCUAAGAUCUUUUUCGAGCCCGGUUCUUACCAGUGCCUCGAGAACUGCGGCACAGUGGCGGUGAACGUGGUGCGACGUGGUGGCGAUAUAGGCAAAACAAUAUCUGUGGAGUACCGGACAGAAGAUGGUACGGCCAACGCUGGCUCGGACUACGAGUUCACAGAGGGCGUGGUGGUCUUCAAGCCUGGGGAGACCAUGAAGGAGAUCCGUGUGGGGAUCAUUGACGAUGACAUCUUUGAAGAGGAUGAAAACUUCCUGAUUCACCUCUCCAAUGUCAAGGUGUUGACAUCAGAAGGCGAGGAGCCAGAGGAAGGCGAGUCAGCUAAUCACGUGGACUCAGUGGCCUGUCUAGGCUUACCCUCCACAGCCACCGUUACCAUCUUUGACGAUGACCACGCCGGUAUCUUUACGUUUGAGGAGCCUGUGUGCCAUGUGAGCGAGAGUGUUGGCACCAUGGAGGUGAAGGUGCUGAGAACGUCCGGGGCUCGCGGCGUCGUCAUGCUGCCGUACAAGACGGUGGAGGGAACGGCGCGAGGUGGCGGAGAGGACUUCGAAGACAUUCACGGCAUCCUAGAAUUUCAGAACGACGAGAUCUUGAAGACCAUAACGGUUAGGAUCUUAGACCGGGAGGAGUACAAUAAGCAGUCCUCCUUCUACAUUCUGCUUGACACACCCGAAUGGAGACGCGGAGGGAAGGAGUCGACAGAGGAACAACAGAUGGAAAAGGAGGAGGAAGAAGAGCCGCUGGCGGGAAAAGAUGAAGAGGAACGACGCAUUGCUGAGAUGGGCCGCCCCAUGCUGGGAGACCACGUGAAACUGGAGGUCAUCAUAGAAGAAUCAUAUGAAUUCAAGAACACAGUGGACAAGCUGAUAAAGAAGACCAACCUGGCUCUGCUGGUAGGAACCAACAGCUGGAGGGACCAGUUCAUAGAAGCCAUUACCGUGAGCGCAGGCGAAGAUGAUGACGAUGACGAGUGCGGGGAGGAGAAGCUGCCAUCAUGUUUCGACUACGUCAUGCACUUCCUCACCGUCUUCUGGAAGGUUCUGUUUGCUUUCGUCCCACCCACAGAUUACUGGAACGGCUGGGCCUGCUUCGUCGUCUCCAUCUGUAUGAUUGGACUGCUCACUGGCGUCAUUGGUGACCUGGCCUCUCAUUUUGGCUGCACAGUGGGCCUGAAAGACUCAGUCACAGCAGUAGUAUUUGUUGCAUUGGGAACAUCUGUACCAGAUACCUUUGCCAGUAAGGUAGCUGCUAUCCAGGAUCAGUAUGCAGACGCAUCCAUUGGUAAUGUGACAGGCUCCAACGCUGUCAAUGUUUUCCUGGGCAUCGGGGUGGCAUGGUCCAUCGCUGCUAUCUACCACAAUAGCAGGGGGGAGGAGUUCAGGGUAGAUCCGGGCACGCUGGCCUUUUCUGUCACGCUCUUUACCAUCUUUGCCUUUAUUGCCGUCGCCACACUGAUGUACCGACGGCGGCCAGAGAUCGGUGGUGAGCUGGGAGGGCCCAGGACUGCGAAGGUCCUGACCACCAUGCUGUUCUUCAGCCUGUGGCUUCUCUACAUCCUCUUCUCCUCACUGGAGGCCUACUGCCACAUCCAGGGCUUCUAAGAUCACAGCAGUUGAUGAAGGGAAGGGUGGUACAGAAGGAAAACAUGGAGGAAGAAACCAAGGGGAGAUGGAUAAAUGGAUGGAUUUUUGGAAAUGAAGGCUGUCUCAUUGAUCUAUCACUCCCUCACUUUACGCAAUAGAUUAAAUAACAGAUGAAUGGAUGGAUGCACAAAUAAAGGAAUGGAGCACGCAUUAAAGCGUCUAAAAACAGAAUGGAAGGAUGUACCGCUGCAUGGAAGGACAACAAAAAACAGAAAAAUCAUAAGAGCUAGAGAAUUAGCUCGGAAGAUGGAAAAAUGGCAGAAAAAGGAAUAAACUAAGGAAUACUUUUUGUCUUGAUCUAUAAAUCUAAACCAAUCAAGUAAACCUCCCCCCUUUUAAAAACAUAAAACUAACCUCCAAAGUCUCAAACACAUAUAUACACGCAAGAAAUAAAUACACGCAAUGUGGCCCAGCUGGUUCAGCUAUACAGAAAUAAAGUUUUAACAAGACAAGAUGCCAAAAGUUAACAGACAGAUGCACCAUCAAAGCUCCGAGGAUGUUUGGCUUCAACAACAGCGAUCUCAUUAAUCCCCCUCCAGUUUCAGUGUUACUCUCACAUCCAGCUGUUGUACAAGGCACGGAACAGAAAAGGUAUCAGUAUGUAGAUGCAUGGCCAGACGAUACUGAAAAAAACACAAUCAGAAGAAACCGGAUAUAUUGCCACAACUGUUUAAUGACAACAAACUGUGUGUGUGCUGGUUUGUGACUGUGUGUUUCUGUGCUCGUGUGUUGUGGGAAGAUGGUCAAGUACUGUGAAAAAAAACACCUCUUGCUUUGCUAUCGCUGCGUGAGAUGGAAUAUGCUUUCGUAUUUGAGGUAUUUUUGACCCAGCCUAUAGAAACCCUGAGUAAGACUCUUUAGUGGGAGGGCACUUUCAAUGAAGCAAAAUGUUUUGAACAUCACUGAGGUUAGAAAUGUAUAUACAGAGAGCUGAACGUACAUUACAGCUCCGCUAUUUUCCUUCUGAAUGUCUUGGUUACGCCAUGCGCUCCUGAUUGGGCCCGCUCUCUGUUGCUUUAUACUGUAGAUGUAAAUGAUUUAAGGUCUAAUUUCAAUCAAGAAAGGGUUAGUGUGCUUUUACCUUUAAUAAGGCCAGGUCUGAAAGGACAAAAUGGCCACUCUACCGUUUAAAACUGUUAGAGAUACUAUUAUCAUUACAUAAAUAUCUAGGUUAAUCUUACAUGUGUUUGUUUUUUGUUGUAUUUAUUUUUUUAACUGUUACCUGGUUUUCCACCGGUGAGACUGCCAGGACCACGAGUCAAUUGUAACAUUACAAUAGACUUUGAAAAACGUAGGUACCGCCGUCUGUGAAACCUCACAGGCUCUUUGGUUCUUAACCGCCUCUGUCGUCGUUUAUUUCACUUGGAUACUGCUUUCUCUUUGGUUGACUAAACAGCUUCAGUCAUUAUCCCUGUGUGUCUUAAGCUCCUCCCCCUGGCUGGUCAGUGGACCAAUCAAAAUCCUCAAGGGCUUUGUAAGAAACAACCACUAAUCCCUAACCCCGACCCUUGAUUUAUAAUUCUUCACAUAGAUUGGUCUUCAGGGGGCUAUUUAACUAUUUAAUUUAAGUACAUACACCAACUGCUCAGUUGUUAGGAUUUUGUUUCACUGUGGCUUUAGAAGAAAAAAACAAGACUACAUUUCAUUUGAGUUCAGACGUUGCCAGUCCAAGUAUCCAGAGUUACUAAAUAUUGAUAAACGCAUAACAAUGAUCAAAAGUGCUCGGUCAGAUGAUGUUUCAACCUUUCUUGGUGUCUUUUGCAGUUGAUUACAAAGACUGAAUUGCGGUCAGUCUUAUCUAAAUUAAACCAUCCAUGUAAAGUUCUUUCCCAGGCCACCUCUACUAAUUAUUACUUCUUAAAUAUGCUACUCUUCAAGCAUGUGGAUCAUAAAGGCCUUAACCCAAAGGAAGCAGUGAACAUUUGACUUUAUAUUUUUUCUUUAUUCAAGCGCAAGUAUUUGUGCUUGAAUAAAGAACCAUAAUGUAAUCUGUGUGAUUCACUGCUUCACGCUGACAUUGGAAAUCAACCACUGACACUUUACUUCAGCAGCUAGUCUGCAGUCUUAACAUGAGACCUAUCAGGUGAAGGAAUGGUUCAAAAGUAUUUGCUGUUGGUGGAGAAGUAGACUUACUAACAGAUACAGGUAAAAACUGUAUACAUCUAAUUUCAGAUAGCCAGACUCUGUUUAAUAAACAGAAGUUAAGAGUCAAUUGUUUUGUUUUUUUAAAUUAGGAUACUGAGAUUUCUUCUAAAUCCUAACACACCAAAUUUGAUUGGCUAAGAUAUGUGUUGGAAAACACCCAGCCCAGAAACUGCCCCUCAGGGACCUGUAUGACAAAGUGAGUUCAGUUUAGUCACGCUGUAUUUGGGUUACAUUGGUGAUUCUGGAUAACCUGUCUUGAAAACCAAGUGGCUCUGUUAUGGUAGAGUUCAUAGUUCAUUACCAUAACAUUAACACUUCAAAAACAUCAUGUUUAAUAUGAGAUGAUAUACUUUAUUUAGAAUCAUUAUCUGAUUGGGUAUGCAAAAAGAGUUUAUAUUUACACCGUCACAUUAUGCUUUCACCUAGUGCCAGUAAUGGAAGUAAAGUGCAAAGAACAGCGACAUUAAAGCCAUCACUGUGAAUCUGGGUGAGACAGGAAUUAAAGAAUUCCAGCACAAUUAUCCAACAGUAGAUGUUAUUAAUUAUUGAAAACGAUGUGGUUAACUUUUCCAGCUUAAUGCCAAAAAUCCUGUAAUAAAACCUAAGUAAAUGUUUCCUUUCUCCCUGAUAUAACAAUCAUGGAAAGCAAAGUGUUGCUGUGUGCUCUUUAUUACUUGUGUUGUACUUUAGUCUAUUUUAGGAGCCUGCAGGAGUGAUGCUUGUGUUUGUCCAGUUCAUGCUCAGUAGCUGUUUGACAUAAGUUACCUUGCUGAUCUAGCCUAAUCAAAAGUGAACCGUUCAUGACAACAGAGAGCCUUGUUAAAGCUCAAAGUAUAACUGACUAAGUAACUACGCUCACUUUAUGAUACAGACAACAUGGGUUCUACAAUUAAGUUAUCUCUAGCGUAAUUUUAUUGGUUUGAAGACAUUGGAUCUUACAUUGUCACAGUCCUCUUCUAAAUGACCUUUGAACCAAAAUCUGGCUUGAUUAGUUUCCAUCUAGAAAAUUGUGGCUUAAAACAAACGACACUAGCUACUAAGCAUGUUCUCAAACAACAGCCAAGCUUGUUUGAGAAUCCUUGUCAAGUGCUGGGCAAGCUAGCAAACGUGUCAAUGCCUGCUUCUCAGGAGCAUGAACACCAUCUACACUAGAAUACAAAACUUUUAGAGCAGUCAAAUGAACCACAUUAAACUGCAAAAAUAACAAACUGACAUCAGCAGACACUACUUUUAUGAUUCAGUCAUAAAUAGUCAAGAAAUAUAUCCUGAAACUAUUUCUAUGUGUGUUUUUGGUUAAAUGAAGUGUCCCAAAAGCCUGUCCUGAAAUAUGCAUAGAUUAUAAAUCUCUAAGCCUCGACUGUCGGAGAGGUUUAGACUUCAGACUGUUAACGCGUUCAGCCAAAAGCAGAGAUCUCAACGUUCACAAAACAUAUUGUUUAUGUAGGCAAGUCCAUAGUUUGUUGAAUGGCACUAUACUAUAUGCAUCUGAAUUGGCCAGAAUUUUCCUGCUGAUGUUGUGUUUUUUUACUUGAUAUUGAUAUUGAGAUUAUAAGUAGUAUUUUAAAUGUCAUCUGUAAAGUAGUCUGGGAUAGAUGUAAUCCAUUUAAAACUUGGCAAAAAAUCUUGUCACAGACAGCUUUCAACCCCUGUGAGAGAGUACGAGCGGAGCAGAACCCUGGAUUGGAAGAGUUUGGCAAAUCCACAGUCUCUUGAGGAUAAGAUAUGUACAAUUUUAAAGGUUUUAUAAUCUGGCAUACUACUGAUUCAUCAAAUGAUGCGCCUGAAAUAGACUACCGCUCCAGAAAGACAGAAUGAAAAUUUAAGUAGAUGAUGCUACACAGAGGUCCAGCAACAUGGCUUGCACACUGAAAUCCAAACUCACAACUCUAAAACUAAAUGCUCUGUAGUAUGCAGUCUUGUUAUUUGCAGAAUAAAUGUUGUACAAAUUGAGAACAGCUAUAACAACACUAAAACAUUUGUAUAAACUUUAAAAUACACUUUGACAGCCAAAAUGGAAUAUAAAUGAGAUUUUACUUAUACUUGCCAAACUCUGUACAAUGUGUGGCUCCAUUAGAGUAGCUGUUCUCUUGUGAAGGCCUUGGAGUGGCAGUUUACCCCUGUUUUGCCAAAGGGAAAUCUUUCUAUCAGAAACAUAAUAUUUACAGUCCAACCACGUGUAAAGGGUUUUCUAACCAAUUAAUCUUUCUUAAAACACCAAAUAUUAUUCAUAUUUCAUUAACACUCUGAAAAGAGACAAAAAUGCCUUGAUGUUGUUUUAACCUACCCAGAAUCUUUCUAUUUAAAUUUGUAUGCGUUUGUCUCUUCACUGGCAUGGAGCUAAAGGUUUAUACACUGUAAAAAGUUAUUGCUAGCUUGCGCAAAAAAGAAAUAACAUUGUGGAAGCUGUUUGCAUUACUUUUGAGUAACUUCAACAGGGUAUAAAUUAUCUUUCAGAUUGCUAAAUCAUGUUGGAUUUACUUAAAAUGUGCCUGCUGCCUAAUUUGUCAGAGUGAGUUUGUGCAGGAAUGAAAAGCUUGCAGUAAUGUAGUUGUUCGCAUUAAAUUAGUUUGCUGCACAAAUUUUCAAGAAGCUAACAUAUUUCACUGAUGGGAAGUUAGUUCUUUUGUUACACCGGCUUUGUUGCACCACCUCUCUCAGUGUAUCUACCUUGACUUCAAAGCUAGUCUGACGUGAAGCUAAUGGCAGAUUUACGACAGCUGUUCAAAGCCGCACAGGGUUUAGACCAAGGUGGGAAGCUAAACACGGUUAAUAACUAGCUGUGACUAGCUUUAGCUACCAUGAUUGUAAGUACCCAAGUUGUUUCUAUUCUAAAGCAACAUUUUCAGGCAAUGAAUCAUAAUAGCAUUUGAACUUAGCUUCCUACCUUGGUUUGGACUUCUGAGGUUUGAAGGGUCAAAGGUUAGCCAGGCCACCGCUGUAAAUAUAACACUAAGAGCACGCAAGAAGUAGAAAUAUUAGCUGUAGACUACAGUAGAUUUUUGUAUUCUUCUGUGGUAAGGUUUGAAGAAUUGGGCAGAGUUUUAAAUGGAAAAAAAAGCAUUGCGCUGGUUCUUGUUGCUUAUGUGAAAUGGCUACUAUGUUGUUUUGUUGAAAACGUUAACAAAGUUGCUUCUGAUGUAAACAACAACAACAGAUUUUGGGUUUUUUUUGACUCUGAUGUACACAAUAAUAAUGUUGUACCUGAUGUAGAAAAAAAUACAAUGGUGUUGAAUCAGUUGUGAACCAUUAACGAUGUUGCUUCUCAUGUAAAGAUAGAUUACGUGUUUUCGUUGCCUCGUUCACUUCUUAACUGACUGUCUGUCUGACAGACUGAGGAAUAGCUGAAUGCAACACCAAACAGACAGACAGACAAACGAAGGAACGAAUGGAAGGACAUACACCCCUGCUGGUUCAAGCUGAGCAACGUCAUGCUGAGACGUUUAGUGAUUCAGCGAUUAGUGUACUGUUGGAAAAAACAUUACCAGAGCUAUUCUCUAACCUUAAAGUAACAUUUAACAAGUACAAUGUAAAAGGAUGAUGAUAAAGAGAGGAAUGAGGAGAAGGAAGAUGAGGAGGAGGAGGAAGAUGAUGAACAUUAAAGAAAAAAAAACAUGAAGUUACAGCCAUACAUUGAUUUCUGGGUCAGUGAGACUGAAAUGGACUUCUCCUGCCCAGCAUGUGUAUUGUUAUGGUGUCUAUCUGUCCCUCUGUGUCUCUUCCCCCCUCUUUGACUAUCUUUCUUACUAUGUCUCUCUGCUGCCAAAAGCAAACAAAUGGGCAGCAAUCCUUUUGUUCCGUCUUCUCUUCUUCCCAAAUCCCCUUUUGCCCUACGUCUCCCACUGUUUCCAUAUUUUGGAAUGUCAAUGUGCUACUUGUUGACACUGUGCAUGAAUGAUAACAUGUCUGUAUAUAGAUAUAGAGAAUUGUAUCCCAUUCCCCUGUUGUUGACAAAAAAUAGUUUGAAUGUUGUACAGAUUCAGGUUUUCUGUUCAUCUUUUAUUCUGUUCAGUUACUUUUUUUAAUGUAUGUAGAACUUAAAAACAGUAUGUUUUUAAUGUAAACAAAGGCGACAACGUCUUUUGUUUUGGAGUAACUUGCACAUUACUGAUUCAUUAAUUAAGGGAUUUUUUUUUUUGGUUAAAAAGGCAAUAUUUGCUGUUAUUGAAUGGGAGAUGAGAUCUUAAAGGAGUUAUGUAUCUUAAAUAAAUAAACUAUACAGGAGUUGCAUGGGUUAUUUGUACAAAAAAAGACACUGCUUGCUACUUCUAAUACUGUGGCUGUAUUCUCUGAGAGAGGGUGAGGAAUACUGGAUGUACAUCUAAAGGUUAUUUUGUCAUUAAAGAAAUAAUAAUAAUAAUAUUGUGUAUAUACUGUACAGUGUUAUAAGUGAGGUGGACUGUAUGAUCAUCACACUAACCGUAGAGAAACUCUACAUAUUUAUUUAAAGGAAACAAUAAUGCUCACUACACUCAAGAAUGACAUAUAUUGCCUUUUUGGAUAAGUUGUAGUUUGCUUAAAGCUUAUUUCUCUAUUGAUGCCUUGCUCUUUCUCACUCAUCCUCUUUCUUGUUCCCGGGCUGAUUUAUAUUAUUUGUCUCUUUUUUUCCUUCCAUCUUUCGCCCUGUCAUCUUUUAAGUUUCUUAUUGAGGGGCGUUUCAGAUGGACUUUUGUCAGUCUUUUCACUGUUGAUUAUGACUCAGACAGUGUCACUUUUGUCUGUCUGUCUGGUGUAUCCCACUGACUCAACAGUAUUUCCAUACCUGCUUGUACACAUCUAUAGUUAAGUACAAUAUAUCUGCCUCCAUGUCUCCAUCUGUCUUAGUCUCUCAAAGGAUCAUUUGUCUGUACUUGAGUCACCAUCUGUCUGAUUCAGAACCGUCUGUCAUUUUUCGUGGUUUCUAAAUCCCUUUCUUUCCUUAAUCCUUCCUUUGCUCCAGCACAUCUUUUUCCACCUCUAUAUUUUUUUCCUCUAUCCAUCCUUUCUUUCUUUCUGUCUCUGUCCUUCUCUUUGCUCUCACAGGCUAUAGUCGGGAAAUAUCAUGUUUGUCAGUUUGAUUUGGUGUGUUUUUUAAAAUGAAACAAUAACCGCAACAGUUAUAUUGUUGGUAAUAAUGAAGAUAAUUUUACUCUUGUUUUCUUGUUCAUGUUUUGGUUUAUGUUUUUUUGCCGCUGUCCUCUGUGUGUGCGUGUGUGUUACUUUUCUUUUGUUUUUUAAUUAAUUUUUAUUGAACACCAACUGAUAGAAAGUUGUUGUAUGUGUGUUGCCACUAACUGUGACUGCUCUCCAUGGUACUUCUGAUAAAACCAAUAAAAUAAAGUUUGGGAUACCCUGUUUCAGAGAC